Molecule: messenger RNA, 1009 nt
Organism: Corylus avellana
Lineage: Eukaryota; Viridiplantae; Streptophyta; Magnoliopsida; Fagales; Betulaceae
Product: small COPII coat GTPase SAR1A
Biological process (GO): intracellular protein transport
Molecular function (GO): GTPase activity; GTP binding
Source: RefSeq, a predicted model, not a curated record
UGAAAGACACCAAUGCCAUCACUUCCAGUUGUAACGCUGAACUGUCCGUCCAAUAGCAUAUCUGGGAUUGGAUCUUUGUCCUUCGUUUUCCUAAACCCCUCUCGAUCUUGUUCCAUUUUAGACCAGAUUCCCACAUUCUUUUGAGGCAGACAUGUUCCUCUUUGAUUGGCUCUAUGGGGUGCUCGCAUCGCUGGGCCUAUGGCAGAAGGAGGCCAAGAUUCUUUUCUUGGGUCUCGACAAUGCUGGCAAGACCACCCUUCUUCACAUGUUGAAAGACGAGCGACUAGUGCAACACCAGCCGACCCAGCACCCCACUUCGGAGGAGCUGAGUAUUGGGAAAAUCAAGUUCAAGGCUUUCGAUUUGGGUGGCCACCAGAUCGCUCGCAGAGUCUGGAAAGAUUACUAUGCUAAGGUGGAUGCAGUGAUUUACCUUGUUGAUGCUUAUGACAAGGAGAGGUUUGCAGAAUCAAAAAAGGAGCUGGAUGGCCUCCUUUCAGAUGAAUCCCUUGGUGAUGUUCCAUUUCUUGUGCUGGGGAACAAGAUUGACAUUCCCUAUGCAGCUUCAGAAGAUGAGCUAUGCUAUCAUCUAGGGCUGACCAAUUUCACAACUGGCAAGGGGAAGGUGACUCUUACAGAAUCCAACGUCCGGCCCAUUGAAGUUUUCAUGUGCAGUAUUGUUCGCAAGAUGGGCUAUGGUGAUGGCUUCAAGUGGCUCUCACAAUAUAUCAAGUAGAAGUAGAGUGAGGGGAUAACUAUUUGCUCUGUGUUCAAUGUUCAUGUGCUAACUUUUCUGCAGUUCUAAGGCGCCUGAAUACAUGGGAGUAUAUUUUUUAGUACAUCAUUUUUUGUGUUGGCAUUGAAGGAUUAACAACUGCAGAAUUUUGUUGUUUUCGAUUUGGGUCUAUUGUUGGGAAGUUUACCCUUCUUUUUUUUUUUGGUUUUUUUGUUUUUCUUUAGGGUCUUCCAUUCUCUCUUCCUUCCGGAUCAAGAAUGAGAAGGAUCCUCCCUU